UUUUUGGGACCAGUAUACUUAUCAGCUAACCUAAAGUUUUACUUCUCUGGUGAUUGCUGAAAAUUUGUACAAGUAGUAAAGUUUGAAACUUUAUCUAUUGGAUGAGGACAUAAUGAUUUGGAACUAAUUCUUUCAUUUUGUCCUUUUGGGGUAACAUGUUUUACCAUUCUGUUUCCUUGGCAAUUUAGGUUCUGAAAUUGUUGUCUGUAAUAUCUGUAUGUUUGUUUGGCAAUUAGUAUUCUGUAUGUAAUAUCUAGUGAUAUAUGAGGGUGGUUUGAGUUGAACAGAAGAGGGGGGAGUAUGGAUAAUCAUAGUGCUAAAGAACAUGGACUGAAGAAGGUGAGCUCCCAUUGCUCCAUCUCAGAGAUGGAUGACUAUGAUCUCUCGAAGCUCCUCGACAGGCCAAGGCUGAACAUAGAGAGGCAGAGAUCCUUUGAUGAGAGAUCGCUAAGUGAGUUGUCCAUUGGCCUAGCAAGAGGGUUAGACCACGAAAACGCUUACUCACCUGGCAGGUCCAUAUUGGACACCCCUCUUUCAUCUACCAGGAACUCUUUCGAUCCCCAUCCAAUGGUAGCAGAGGCCUGGGAUGCUCUCCGCCGCACAUUGGUUCAUUUUAGAGGCCACCCCGUUGGCACAAUUGCUGCCAACGACCAUGCUGGAGAAGAGGUCCUAAACUAUGAUCAGGUUUUUGUUCGAGAUUUUGUGCCUAGUGCCCUGGCCUUCCUAAUGAAUGGUGAGACAGAUAUACUUAAGAAUUUCCUCCUAAAGGCACUUCUCCUUCAAGGUUGGGAAAAAAAAGUCGAUAGAUUCAAGCUCGGGGAAGGUGUUAUGCCAGCUAGUUUUAAAGUUCUACAUGAUCCAGUUCGCAAGACAGAUACAAUAAUAGCAGAUUUUGGAGAGACAGCCAUUGGAAGAGUAGCUCCAGUUGACUCUGGAUUUUGGUGGAUUAUUCUUCUUCGUGCGUAUACAAAAUCUACCGGAGACCUAAGUCUUGCUGAAUCACCGGAAUGCCAGAAGGGGAUGCGGCUUAUAUUGUCACUGUGUUUGUCAGAAGGGUUCGAUACAUUCCCCACUUUGCUGUGUGCUGAUGGCUGCUCAAUGAUUGAUAGAAGAAUGGGAGUUUAUGGUUAUCCCAUUGAAAUUCAAGCGCUCUUCUUCAUGGCGUUGAGGUGUGCUUUGGCAAUGUUAAAGCCGGAUGCAGAAGGGGAAGAAUUUAUCGAGAGAAUAGUAAAACGCCUACAUGCCUUGAGUUACCAUAUGAGAAGUUACUUCUGGCUUGAUUUCAAGCAGUUAAAUGACAUAUACCGUUAUAAAACCGAAGAGUAUUCUCAUACAGCAGUAAACAAGUUUAAUGUCAUUCCCGAUUCAAUCCCAGACUGGGUAUUCGAUUUUAUGCCUACACGCGGUGGUUACUUUAUUGGAAAUGUUAGUCCCGCGAGGAUGGAUUUCAGGUGGUUUGCUUUAGGUAACUGUGUUGCCAUCUUGUCUUCUCUUGCCACUCCCGAGCAGGCUUCUGCAAUCAUGGAUCUUAUAGAGUCACGCUGGGAGGAGCUGGUCGGGGAAAUGCCCUUAAAGAUAUCUUACCCGGCACUGGAAAAUCAUGAAUGGAGAAUUAUAACUGGCUGUGAUCCCAAAAACACGAGAUGGAGCUACCACAACGGAGGAUCUUGGCCAGUGCUGUUGUGGUUGCUUACGGCUGCAUGCAUCAAGACAGGGCGACCACAGAUUGCGAGACGAGCCAUUGACCUUGCUGAGAGCCGGUUGCUGAAGGAUAGCUGGCCAGAAUAUUACGAUGGAAAAGCAGGAAGGUAUAUCGGUAAACAAGCUAGGAAGCAACAAACAUGGUCGAUCGCGGGAUAUCUGGUGGCAAAGAUGAUGCUGGAAGAUCCUUCACACCUGGGGAUGAUCUCCUUGGAAGAGGACAAGCAAAUGAAGCCUGUACUCAAGAGAUCAUCUUCAUGGACUUGCUGAUAUAUAUGGCAGAAAACAAGAAAUAUAUAGUAGACAAAGGGAUCCAGAAACACAAGAGGUGAGUGAUCCUUUUUUGUUUUGUUACCAAAAAAAAACACUGUUAGUUUCUGGGACAAUUUCUGUCCUUUUUGGUUUUCUGAAAUGUCGGUUUUUCUGAUUCAUUAUAUAUGUUUUGAACCUAUUAGUGUUUA
Molecule: messenger RNA, 2162 nt
Organism: Ipomoea nil (Japanese morning glory)
Lineage: Eukaryota; Viridiplantae; Streptophyta; Magnoliopsida; Solanales; Convolvulaceae
Product: alkaline/neutral invertase CINV2
Exons: 4
Coding region: 301-1971 (556 amino acids)
Biological process (GO): sucrose catabolic process
Molecular function (GO): sucrose alpha-glucosidase activity; endo-alpha-N-acetylgalactosaminidase activity
Source: RefSeq, a predicted model, not a curated record